AUGGAUUUGCCCAAUGCUUCUGAUCAACAAUUGCUUCUUGCUGCUCCAAACAAUCAUCACAAUACCUUCUUAAAGGAUAGCCAUCCCGCUGCUACCCCGCUCACCCAACAUCUCCAACAAUCUCCACCCAAUCAUGCUGCUAACCCACAUCUCGUAUAUGUCCGUAGAAAAUCAGAAGGAGAAACACCCAAGAAUACCGCUUUUGAUAAUACAAGGCAACUUUACUGUGAAGAGGAGAUUCCUCAACCAAAACCUCACAUAAAGGACCCAAAGGUUUCUUCUUUCCCAGCAUUUGCACCUUUUCCUAUCGCAUCUUCAAUAACCGCGUCUGCAAAGCCUUCCGUUCCUGUUUCACUUGGCAACUCUAGCAUCAUUUCCGUUCCUGUUUCACUUGGCAACUCUAGCAUCUCCAAUCACGUUGCUCCUUCUUCUGGACAUACCAUUGUCAAUCCUAAGGUAUUUACAAAUGUGCAUUGGGAAGAGCGUUAUCAACAGUUGCAAAUGUUUUUAAGGAAGUUGGACCAAUCAAACCAAGCCGACUACAUCCAAAUGCUUCAAUCUCUGUCUUCAAUUGAACUUAGCAGACAUGCUGUUGAGUUAGAGAAGAGAUCAAUUCAGCUUUCACUUGAGGAAGCUAAAGAAUUACAACGAGUUGCUGCUUUAAACGUCUUGGGGAAACCAGUGAAGAACUUCAAAGCACGAGCGGAUCAUGUCGAGUGUUCAGACAAGUUGAAGACAUCGACAUGA
Messenger RNA from Lathyrus sativus (Indian pea), 747 nucleotides. Lineage: Eukaryota; Viridiplantae; Streptophyta; Magnoliopsida; Fabales; Fabaceae. The record is from the annotation of a GenBank genome assembly.